Penicillium verrucosum is the source of this 837-nucleotide messenger RNA. RefSeq lists its product as uncharacterized. The transcript has 3 exons. The coding region runs from base 1 to 837 and encodes 278 amino acids. The record is from RefSeq and is a predicted model, not a curated record. Gene Ontology annotation, molecular function: protein binding. Lineage: Eukaryota; Fungi; Ascomycota; Eurotiomycetes; Eurotiales; Aspergillaceae.
AUGAACCCCGCCAACCCCGCAGUGACAUUGGACUCGUUACCAAACGAGGUAUUUAUCCAAAUCCUAUCCGACUUCUCAACCCGGGCACUUCUCCCGCUCACUUCAGUAAACCACCGAUUUCACGCUUUAGUUUUAAGAAUCCUCCACUACCGCCUACUUCUCACCAUACCACUCAAGGAAUACAAACUAUUAUUGGAAUGCUUCCACCCUAGCUCAAAGCUCACCGAGCCACCCGUCCUCUGCAAAUACCUCGGUACAGAUCGCCUGAGCGAGUGUCAUGAUGGCGUGGGUUCGUUGUAUGAGCACGUCGAUACCGCCCACCAGCUUGGUAGAGUAACGGGAUUAUAUUCGCGCUUCCGUCCAGAGGUAAGCGACGAUGAUGAUGGUGAAGAACAAGAAUGGGGGAAAUAUGGCUCGAAGUUCGGUUUCUCGCCAGGCAAGGAAGAGGAUGCAGUGAUACGUGAUGUUACUUUGGACGGAUAUGAAGACUUCUCACAGUUAUGUGUGGUGGCCAAUCUAGUACAAGUGAAGCCGGGAACGAUGUUGUUGUUGAGUGCAUCGACUAUUCAGGAUGGGUCUGUUCGGUUAUGGAGGGAGUGGUUGCGCGACCAAAGUGGGAAGAUGAAAAGGACUACUGAGACUGACUGGGAAGAGGGCUCUCAAAAGACACGGAUGUCUUCCGGCGGCGAUAUGCUGUGGGUGGAUACGAGCAAAACCGUGGGGUUAAAAAUGGGCGUGCGGCCAAAGGCGUGGGACCCAUCUUUCCCAGUCCUAGUGCAUCAAGAUGCUCGGGACGAUGACUCUUGGGUUGGGUAUGAAGUUAUUUUGCAAGGUUAG